AUGGCUAGUUCCUUCACUCCCGUAUUCACUACCGAGGCUCCUGCGCCGCUGCCCCAGUUCUCGCAAGCCGUUGUGUACAACGGGCUCGUGUACUGCUCAGGAAACAUUGGCAUUAAGCCAGGGCCGACGAUAGAGCUCGUAGAAGGAACGGUAAAAGAUCGAGCCAGACAAGCUCUCUCCAAUAUCCAAGCCGUCUUGAAGGCUUCCGGCAGCAGUCUGGAUAAUGUGCUGAAGAUGAACAUUUACCUGACAAACAUGGACAAUUUUGGAAUUGUAAACGAGGCAUAUGAUGAGUUCUUCAAGCGGGAUAUUAAGCCAGCGAGAACCUGUGUGGCAGUUCACCAGUUGCCUUUCGGGACAGAUGUAGAGAUUGAGUGCACAGCUCACUUGGAUGCAAAUCAGACAUGA
This is a messenger RNA of Clonostachys byssicola, 408 nucleotides long. The record is from the annotation of a GenBank genome assembly. NCBI's taxonomy places the organism in Eukaryota, Fungi, Ascomycota, Sordariomycetes, Hypocreales, Bionectriaceae.